AUGGAGAAGAUACAGCCAACCCAAGAAGACAACCUUCAUCAGACCUUAUUGGAUCUGAAGGAGAAAACCUCUGUUUUAGAGGUUCCACAGGUGGAGCGGGAAAAGAUGACCAGUAGGACCAUGGAGAUGGUCAACACGUAUGAUGACCACAUCAGAAACCUGACCUGGGGACCGGUCAAGACGGCGGACCAGGGAAGUCUUCCAGUCAUCGGUGAAAUUGAGGAAGAUCCAUCUGAAUAUGAUUUGGUCAUGCAAGACUUCAAUGCCCACUUGGCAAAUGGUGGAAUAAACCCGGGCCAUCCGACUAUGUUCGGUUUUGUUCCCUGCGGCCAUGGAACAUAUCCCGCAGCCAUGGGUGCCUUCAUACCGGUGACCUUUGCUACAUACUCAGGAAUCCAUUGGAAGAGCACAUCAAUUGUUGAGAUGGAGAACAAGCUGAUCACGUGGGUGGCAGACUUGUUCGGGUACCCCGCAGGGCAUGCCGGGAACAUCUCAUCAGGAGGUUCUCUCGCCACUCUCACAGCGUUAGCUGUCGCACGGGACAGCAGGGAGCUGAAAGCCGCAGACUUUCACAGAUGUGUGAUCUAUUGUAGCGAGUUUGCCCACUACUCGGUACAGAAGGGACUUCGCGCCGUGGGGUUGAGGGAAGCCAUUCUUAGGACAGUUCCAGUCGACAAGUUGCUCAAGAUGACAGCAUCGGGUCUUGAAAGGCAGAUCAUAGAAGAUACGAAAACCGGUUUGUUGCCCUUCCUGGUGGCGGCAACUGUGGGCACCACGCUGACCGGAAGUGUGGACCCUGUGAACGACAUCGCUGAUGUGUGUGACCGUCACCAACUCUGGCUCCACGUUGAUGCCGCGUACGGAGGGUUCUUCGCUCUCUGUGACGAAAUGAAACAGCUGUUUGUUGGUGUGGAGCGGAGCGAUUCGAUUGUGGUUAAUCCACACAAAGGUGCGUAUUUGUAG
This is a messenger RNA of Branchiostoma floridae (Florida lancelet), 963 nucleotides long. RefSeq names its product tryptophan decarboxylase-like. Lineage: Eukaryota; Metazoa; Chordata; Leptocardii; Amphioxiformes; Branchiostomatidae. The record is from RefSeq and is a predicted model, not a curated record. Gene Ontology annotation, molecular function: pyridoxal phosphate binding; carbon-carbon lyase activity. The transcript is spliced from 5 exons. Bases 1 to 963 code for a protein of 320 amino acids. Gene Ontology annotation, biological process: carboxylic acid metabolic process.